AUAUGAAUGAUUGGAGGUUUUCUCCGUUUCAAUAGAUUUAUUGCUAUGAUAACAAUAAACUUUAUAAAUCAUGCUUGGCAUUAAUGCUAUGCCAUGUCAUUCGGGGAACCUCCUUAGCAGCAACGAUGGUCUUUUGGAGAAUGGGUGAGAUUCCUCAUCGACUGCCGAGCUACUCUGCGUGUGCAAGUAUUAUCAACCCCUCAUCGAGUUGCGCUUGCCCCUCCCCAUCGAUACAGCCACGCCUCCCUUUCAACCCGCAGACCACCGCAAGCCUCCCUUCCGUAACUUAACUUGAUUCUUUCUUACUUCCUCUCUUCCAUUCCAUCUCCUCUCCCCUCCUCUUCACCACCGCACCUCCCGCUUCUCUAAUACCCGAAACGCGCAACACUUCUGCCGUCGUUCUCGCAUUUUUGAACAAUCACAACAAUUAUGACUACCUCUCUCGAUCAGUUGAAGGCCACUGGCACUACUGUCGUUUGCGACUCUGGUGACUUUGCUACUAUUGACAAGUACAAGCCUCAAGAUGCCACUACCAAUCCAUCUUUGAUCCUCGCCGCCUCCAAGAAGCCUGAGUACGCUAGGCUCAUCGAUGAGGCCGUUAAGUACGGAAGGUCCCAUGGCGGAAACAUCGAUUCCCAAGUUGAUGCCACUUUCGACCGUCUUCUCGUUGAAUUUGGAAAGGAGAUUCUUAAUAUCGUCCCCGGCAAGGUGUCUACCGAAGUCGAUGCCCGUUUCUCUUUCGACAGACAGGCCUCUAUUGAUAAGGCUCUCCACAUAAUUGACCUGUACAAGAGCAUCGGUAUCGACAAGGGCCGUGUUCUCAUCAAGAUUGCCUCCACUUGGGAGGGUAUCCAAGCUGCCAGGGAAUUGGAAAGCAAGCACGGAAUUAAGUGUAAUUUGACUCUUUUGUUCUCAGAGGUCCAGGCUAUUGCUGCCGCCGAGGCGGGCGCUUUCUUGAUUUCGCCUUUUGUUGGCAGAAUUUUGGAUUGGUAUAAGGCCUCCACUGGAAAGGCUUAUGUUGCCCGCGAGGACCCUGGUGUUAAGUCCGUCCAGAAUAUCUUCAACUACUAUAAGAAGUACGGAUACAAGACCAUUGUUAUGGGUGCCUCUUUCCGUAAUACUGGUGAGAUUACCGAGCUUGCUGGUUGUGACUACCUUACAAUCUCUCCCAACCUUUUGGAGGAGUUGUACAACAGCCAGGCUGCCGUCCCGAAGAAGCUUUCUUCCGAGGACGCCACUGCUCUGGAUAUCGCCAGGAAGAGCUUCAUUGACAAUGAAGCCGAGUUCAGGUUCUACUUGAAUGAGGACCAAAUGGCCACCGAAAAGUUGAGCGACGGUAUUAGAAAGUUUGCUGCCGACGCUGUUACUUUGAAGGAGAUCCUCAAGGCGAAGCUUGAGAGAGCUUAAAUCGGAUAUGAGAAAGGUAAUAUAAAAAAAGUAUUGAGCGAACAGGUAUAUGGAUUUUUGGUCUGUGUAAGCUUUAGCUUUUCCAGGGGUGUUUUUCACUUUCUUGCCUGUUGGUCUACCUUUCGUAUAGGCUUCCCAGUCCGCUCUACUUGUUCGUAAGGUUCAUGUUUUGGUUCUCAAUCUCAGUCAUAGUUUUUUUUUUUUCGAACCAAAGGACGCAACCAAUAAUGAUA
Molecule: messenger RNA, 1640 nt
Organism: Tuber melanosporum (Perigord truffle)
Lineage: Eukaryota; Fungi; Ascomycota; Pezizomycetes; Pezizales; Tuberaceae
Exons: 7
Coding region: 430-1407 (325 amino acids)
Biological process (GO): carbohydrate metabolic process; pentose-phosphate shunt, non-oxidative branch; pentose-phosphate shunt
Cellular component (GO): intracellular anatomical structure; cytoplasm
Molecular function (GO): transaldolase activity
Source: RefSeq, a predicted model, not a curated record